This is a messenger RNA of Xyrauchen texanus (razorback sucker), 1926 nucleotides long. Its product is annotated as 5-azacytidine-induced protein 2-like. Gene Ontology annotation, cellular component: cytoplasm. Gene Ontology annotation, biological process: canonical NF-kappaB signal transduction. The transcript is spliced from 8 exons. The record is from RefSeq and is a predicted model, not a curated record. Lineage: Eukaryota; Metazoa; Chordata; Actinopteri; Cypriniformes; Catostomidae. Bases 144 to 1250 code for a protein of 368 amino acids.
CAGUUUGUGUUUGUGUUGUUGCUUUAUUUUGUCGUGUGUGUUUGAGUGUCAUCUCUCUAAAACACCGUGUUUUUACUCUGUAUCAUGGUUUAUAUUUAUAUACCACUCUGCUGUCUAAUCUGACUGCUGUCUGCAGCUCUGGAAUGGAUUUCCCCGCUGUGGAUGAUGACAUCUGUAUCCUGAAGCAUGAGUAUGGCCCGACCGAGAGCCCCAUGUCUGUGUGCUCCGGCGACGAGUCGGUGGCAUCUCACUUCGCCCUGGUCACGGCAUACGAGGACAUCAAGAAGAGAUUACGAGACACGGAGAAAGAGAACGCUCUGCUCAAAAGACGAGCUAAACAGCUCGAAGACAAGCAUUUCCGAACUGAUGCCCCUCCGUCUGAAGGACCACAGUAUAUGAACAAAGCUUUCAGUGCUUACCGCGGUAUCUAUAUUGAGAAGGAAGAUUUACAGAUGGAGCUGAAUACAGUGAAAAAAGAGAAAGUGGAGCUGGAGCGGGUUCUGACAGAGCAGCUACAAGCCAAAGAGCUCGAACUGUUGCAGCUGAAAUCUGAAAUUGACACGAGUCAAGUGAUGAGAAGUCUGAACACGGCAGAUGAUUGGCAGGUGGACAGAAGCGGCAGUGAAAUGAAGAUCGUGUCACUGGAAAAGCAGCUCGAGAGAUUACAGUUAGAAAACUGCUCGCUGGACAAACCCUGCGGGACCGCUGGACACGAUGACUCUGAAAACGAUGUUCUUCACGAUGAGCAGCAGCACGAUGUGUCGACAGACUCCAGGACGCUGGCCAUCGUACAGUCGUAUCAGGACGUGCUCGGUGAAGUGUCACGAUUGCGUUCAGCCAUUCGAUCGCAGUCUGAUCUGGUGAGGAAGCUGCGAGAGAGACCACCACUGCCGCCCACUCUCAGACGAGCUGCUUCAACUGUUCCAGUUCAGUGUCUGGAUGACGUGGAGCAGAACACGGAGCCAAUGAUGAUGACGCCGCCGCGGCCGCCCAGUGCUCCUCAUCUGCCCUCCAGUUCAGGGACUCGCGCUCUGGACGGCCUGCGGGAGAACUGUUCGGAUGACCCUUGCCCCCUGGCGCGUCCUGUGCCGUUGGGUUGCCCGGGUGGCCUGCCGCCUCUCCAUCAGCGAAUGGGAUCACUAGAGGACAGCUCCUGGUCAUUCCCCAGCACCCCGAGACCGAGCGACGCUCUGUUUUGGGACAGCUCAAAAUCCAAGAGCUCCAACACCGAUUGGGCCAGACCAUACUGAUCCACAGUCCCCGCUCCGCCACACGACACCUUACCUGCCUUAAACAGCGUCCCCUCUUUGGGCCCCGGAUGAUAAUAUACCUCGAGCAAACUGACCUGUGACCACCUGUGACCCCCAGUCACUGGCUGAAAACAGACCUGAGAGGUGGACGUGUGUGUGAAUGGAUGGAUGUGUGUUUUCCUGCAUAACUCCGUCUUGAACUCAUCUGUGUGAUCUCACUUAUACGCUUCUGUUCAUCUCUUAUGUUGAGUGUCUGUGACGGACGUUUAUCUCGUCAGUGUCUCUCUGAUGCACUUGCACUGAUACUAUCAGCUGUACAAGUAACUUGAAUGGAUUAUGUCUUGUAUAAUGAAUGUAUAAAGGGGAAUUAUCCAAAGUUUAAAUCAAUCCUCACACCGAAUGAUGACAAUAGUGUGUUUAUACUCAAACCUGCAACAUCUGUUCAAGCCCCUUGAUUACUUGAUUUUUUUUGUUUUUUUAAAGAAUGGAUAUAUUUAGAUUUAGUAAAUCAUUCGGUUGUCAUAAACUGUGGGAACAGGUAUUUUUUUAAUUGCUGGUCUAAAUUAAUUAAUUUAUUUCUAACCCGCAUUCAAGGAAAACCUGAAAGCGGAAAAAUAUUGGGACAUUUAAAAUAGAAAUUUCCAGGUUUGGUGAAGUAAUGGAAAUAAAUCUGAAA